Molecule: messenger RNA, 240 nt
Organism: Pelobates cultripes (western spadefoot toad)
Lineage: Eukaryota; Metazoa; Chordata; Amphibia; Anura; Pelobatidae
Source: the annotation of a GenBank genome assembly
AUGCCGUUGCAAGCAAUACGAUCCAACCCGGGAAUACAGGAGGUCUUGGUGUCGGAAUUUGCUGAUGAUGUACUGUUGACUUCAACCCACCCCAGGGAAUCUAUGGCAGCACUGGCAGAAGUGUUGGAAAAAUACAGCGACUUGGCAAGAUACAAAGUUAACCUAAAUAAAUUGAGUGCCCUGCCAAUUGGCCUCUCGGCAGCGGACACGGCACACAUUGGACAUACAACAUCCAUAUAG